Messenger RNA from Capronia epimyces CBS 606.96, 750 nucleotides. RefSeq lists its product as uncharacterized. Lineage: Eukaryota; Fungi; Ascomycota; Eurotiomycetes; Chaetothyriales; Herpotrichiellaceae. The record is from RefSeq and is a predicted model, not a curated record. Gene Ontology annotation, cellular component: mediator complex; core mediator complex. The transcript has 2 exons. Gene Ontology annotation, molecular function: RNA polymerase II cis-regulatory region sequence-specific DNA binding; transcription coregulator activity. The coding region runs from base 1 to 750 and encodes 249 amino acids. Gene Ontology annotation, biological process: regulation of transcription by RNA polymerase II.
AUGGCAGACAUAUCACCUGACCAGGUCAGGACUCUUGAUCAAACACGACAACGAUUACUGGCGCUUCACACAUCCCUGAUAGCAUUACGAUCAGACAUUGCUACCCAGAGUCCGCUUCCUUCCUGGCCUGCUCUCCAGACUCAUGCCAAUUUAAUAUCAAAUAACCUCCAGACAAUUGCGACGCAAUUGUCAGAACACAGAGAAACCUUCCAAUCGGCCGUCACAUUCCCGCUCCCUCAAUUUCCGGGGAAAGAACGAUCGUUCAUCCUAGAGACGCUACUACGCACAAAAUUGGAGCCUAACGUGGAUGAAUGGGUUGAAGAAGGCGAGAACAUCGCACUCCUGCAACGGAAGGCUGGCCCCCAAGCACUUUCACACGAAGAUCUCAUUGCGCUCUGGCAAUGGGCUCCAAGUGCCGCCAACAGUGAGGCAAGAAAACAGAAAUGGGGCGCCGACUUUACGCUAGGAGAGAAGCAACGUGGAAUAUCAAAUGUCGUUACAGGUCUGCGCAGAGAAUUGGUAGAGCCCCCUGACGAUGAAGGCAGCGAGGAAGAUGAGGACGAGGAAUACGAGGUUACCGACGAGGAUGAGGAUGAGGUCGAGGGCGACGGCGACGGGGACAAGAUGGAUGUCGAACUAACAAAGACCGAAACCAACCCUGGGGCCAGUGCCCAGAUCACGCCUAUACUACGGAACACGAAUCAGAUGCCAUUACAGAGCGUGCACAAGUUCAUGAUGACGGGACGAUGA